AUGGCGGGCGAUCGAGACCUGUUGAUCGCAUAUGCGGUGCUGAUGGGCGGUGCACUGGCACCCAUCUACUUUGGAUCGUUUGCGUCGCUCAAGACGCCCAAGACGACGCGCGAGCUGAAUAAGGCAGCCAAGAAGAAGCGCAAGGGUGGCGACGACUCGGAAACGGAUUCGGAUUCGGAUUCGGACUCAGACUCGGACGAUGACGACGACGUGCUGGAUCGGGUGACGUCGUCGGAUGCCAUGUGGUUCCCCAUCAUGGGAUCGGCGGUGCUGUUCAGCCUGUUCCUGGUGACCAAGUACCUGGACAAGCGGUACGUGAACCUGCUGCUCAGCUUCUACUUUGGCUUUGUCGGGUGUCUUGCGCUGAGCCAGGCGCUGGUGUCGACGUGUCGCGGCGUUGUGGGCCGCAAGGCGUGGAAGAAGCUGCCGAGCUUCCGGCUGCAGCUGGACCAGCGCGGACAGGGGCGCGUAUUCAAGCUUUCGUUCACCACGGUCGACGUUGGGCUGCUGGCGGUGUCGGCGGUGCUGGUGGGAGUGUAUCUGGUGACCAAGAACUGGAUCAUCAGCAACCUGCUUGCGCUGUCGCUGUCGCUCAAUGCGAUUGCGCUCAUGUCGCUCGACUCGUUCCGCACGGGCGCCAUCAUGCUGGGUGGGCUGUUUGUGUACGACAUCUUUUGGGUGUUUGCGACGCCGGUGAUGGUGUCGGUGGCACGCAACUUUGAUGCACCCAUCAAGAUCGUUUGGCCCAAGAACAUUCUCGAGGCGGUAUGGGCGCUGCGUGCGCACGAGACGCUGCCCAAGCUGCAAUUCACCAUGCUUGGACUGGGCGAUAUCGUGAUCCCGGGCAUCUUUGUUGCGCUGGCGCUGCGGUACGACCAGCUGGUGGCGAGCGAGGCCAAGCCGUCGGUUGGAUUUACAAAGAGCUACACGCGAUUCGACAAGCCCUACUUCCGCGCCACGCUGGCAGCGUACGUGGCCGGGCUGGCGACGACGAUGGGCGUCAUGCACUUUUUCAAGGCGGCCCAGCCGGCGCUGUUGUACCUCAGCCCGGCGUGCACGGGUGCGGUGUUCAUCACGGCAGCGCUGCGCGGCGAGUUCAAGCAGGUGUGGAACUGGACCGACGGCGAAGACGAAGAGGCGGACAAGGAGGACCAAAAGAGCAAGAGCAAGAGCAGCAAGCCAGCCAAGACGAGCCAGCCAGCCACGCGCCGUUCCAGUCGUCGAUCCACCGCCGCAAAGGCAGAGUGA
Molecule: messenger RNA, 1248 nt
Organism: Moesziomyces antarcticus
Lineage: Eukaryota; Fungi; Basidiomycota; Ustilaginomycetes; Ustilaginales; Ustilaginaceae
Product: signal peptide peptidase
Exons: 1
Coding region: 1-1248 (415 amino acids)
Biological process (GO): membrane protein proteolysis
Cellular component (GO): membrane; lumenal side of endoplasmic reticulum membrane; cytoplasmic side of endoplasmic reticulum membrane
Molecular function (GO): aspartic endopeptidase activity, intramembrane cleaving
Source: RefSeq, a predicted model, not a curated record